This is a messenger RNA of Macrosiphum euphorbiae (potato aphid), 558 nucleotides long. Lineage: Eukaryota; Metazoa; Arthropoda; Insecta; Hemiptera; Aphididae. The record is from the annotation of a GenBank genome assembly.
AUGUUCGUACAGAUUCCAUUGACCAAAAUAAAAAGCAGAAAGGUCUUGCACAAAAUGGAGGUAACCCACAUCGACGAACUGCUAACCAUCGAAGAAAGACGCAAAAUAGCCAUGUUCUACCGUCAGGAGGAGGCAAAGAGAACUAAAUACAACCCGGAACCCUCAUGGAGCCUUCCACCUACCAUGCAAGCCACCCGAAGACCAUCUGCCACCGGGAUGACGUGGGAUGAUUUUAUCGCACAUUGGGAGCAAAGACCAACACCAUGUCACACCCUAACUCAACCACAGGAAGCAGCACCGACUACUGCACAUGAAGAAAAAGAACAGUCGCCCCGGUCCAGUAAUUUAAGUGAAACCGAAUCAGAGGUUAUCAUCAUGACGAUAAAGCACUUAAUCGACCGCCAUCCAGAAUCCCCGGUAGAGAUCAGAAAGAGUAUACUAAAGGUCGGAGCCUACUUGAAGGACUUUGAAAAUGUUUCCAAGACUCGCCUGCGAAGACUGAUCUACAAGGAGAAGAAUCAAAGGAUAAAGGGUAUGAAACAACAAUAUCAACCAUAA